Molecule: messenger RNA, 2477 nt
Organism: Cornus florida
Lineage: Eukaryota; Viridiplantae; Streptophyta; Magnoliopsida; Cornales; Cornaceae
Product: high affinity nitrate transporter 2.5
Exons: 2
Coding region: 473-1969 (498 amino acids)
Biological process (GO): transmembrane transport
Molecular function (GO): nitrate transmembrane transporter activity
Source: RefSeq, a predicted model, not a curated record
AUGCAUAUUCCUUGGAUUCUACGUAGCUCUCCAAAGUCCAAACUCCAAAGUCAAUUAUUGGAAACAAAUUGUUUAUAAUAUCUUUCUUUCUGCAGAGAUUGAUUCAACUACACAACCACUUGGCAUUAAAAAUUAAUCAACCUUCAAAACACAAUCACCUCUUAGAUAGUCCCUUAACCUUUUCACAUCUUUGAAUUCUAAUUUAUGCUCUUUCCCACCUAUGAAGCUGCUAUAAGCCAGUGUGACUAGGCGAAUGUAUGGAUUUUUGAUCGCCAACCCUUCCUUUCUAAUCCCACAAAAGGUCAGUCAAUCCUAACUCACAAUCCUCCGAGUCACAGACGAAGUCUAAAUACAUAUAUUUUUGUACGUUUUCAUGUAUCGCCUCUGCACAAAUGGAAAAGAGCACUUUAAGAGCUUACCAAAUCUAAUUCUAUCAUUUCAUUAGCAAAUUCAUUUAUUCAAGGAUACAAGUAUGGAGACGCCUCCCACUACAACCAAUUCCGACCAAUAUUCAAAGUUUGCUCUUCCGGUGGACUCUGAACACAAGGCGACUGAAUUCAGAAUACACUCAGCGGCAGCUCCUCACAUGCGAGCGUUUCAUCUGUCCUGGAUUUCUUUCUUUGCUUGUUUUGUUUCCACCUUUGCUGCUCCGCCUCUCCUGCCGAUAAUUCGCGACGACCUCAAUCUCACCGCCACUGACAUUGGAAAUGCAGGAAUUGCGGCGGUUUCCGGUGCAGUCUUUGCACGAAUAGCCAUGGGGACCAUGUGUGAUUUGUUCGGACCCCGUCUUGCCUCUGUCGCGCUCAUCCUCCUCACUACACCAGCAGUGUACUGCUUUGCCAUGGCCAAUUCCGCUAUCUCCUUCCUCCUCCUGCGAUUCUUUACCGGAUUCUCUAUUGCCACUUUUGUCUCAACCCAAUACUGGAUGAGCUCCAUGUUCUCUGCUCGAGUUGUUGGCACCGCCAACGGUGUUGCAGGCGGCUGGGGCAACCUCGGUGGCGGGGCAACACAGCUCAUCAUGCCCCUCGUGUUUUCCCUCAUCCGAGACAUUGGUUUGGUUAAAUUCACAGCAUGGCGGGUUGCAUUCUUCAUCCCGGGUUUGUUCCAGACCUUGUCGGCAUUUGCUAUCUUUUUCCUCGGCCAAGACAUGCCGGAUGGGAAUUUCUCGCAACUACAUAAAUCUGGAGAGAAGCAUAAGGAUAAUUUCCUGCAGGUUUUUUAUCAUGCAGUCACAAAUUACAGGGGAUGGAUCCUGGCGUUGACAUACGGGUAUUGUUUCGGGGUGGAGCUAACCAUAGACAAUAUAAUUGCGCAGUAUUUUUACGACAGAUUCAAUGUGAAGCUUCACACUGCAGGAAUGAUCGCAGCCAGUUUUGGAUUGGCGAAUCUGUUUUCGAGGCCGGGAGGAGGAUAUAUCUCAGAUGUUGUGGCGAAAAGAUUUGGAAUGAGGGGUAGGCUAUUUACCUUGUGGAUGGUGCAAACCUUAGGAGGAUUGUUCUGCAUUCUUUUGGGGAAAGUGGGGUCUCUAACUGCAUCCAUUGCUGUUAUGCUUGUGUUCUCUGUAUUUGUUCAAGCUGCAUGUGGCCUCACAUUUGGAGUUGUCCCUUUUGUCUCCAGAAGGUCACUGGGGGUAAUAUCUGGGAUGACCGGGGGCGGUGGAAACGUGGGUGCAGUUCUAACUCAAGUAAUUUUCUUCAGAGGAUCCCGGUACUCGACAGAGACGGGAAUAACUCUGAUGGGCAUCAUGAUUAUAUGUUGCACUCUCCCAAUGCUCUUCAUAUACUUCCCACAAUGGGGUGGCAUGUUUUGCGGUCCAUCAUCUAAAGGCACCACAGAAGAAGACUACUACAUGUCGGAAUGGAAUUCCACCGAGAAAGGAAAAGGUUUUCACCAACCGAGCUUGAAAUUUGCUAACAACAGCAGAAGUGAAAGAUGCAAAAGCGACACGACUCCAUCUGUAAGUGUUUGACUACUGCCUCUUGAUGUUAUGUAGGUCAUGAUGCAUGUUUUAGUGAAAAAUAAAAAGUUUUUCAUCUUGAUGUUUUAGUGUUGUACAAUUGUGGUUGCAAGGUAUAGAGAAAUGUCAGGGAAUACCAUUCAAAAAAAAAAAAAAAAAUGUCAGGGAAAGGUAGUAUUAUACUAUUCUUUGAAAUUCAGUUGCUCAUUAUUCAAUCAAUGGAAGAUGUUGAUUCCCAGUGAUUUAUAUCCAUUAUUGUACAUAUCAAUGGCAUUGUGACCUUGCUAGAAGAGAAAUUGUAGAAUCCAUAACCCAAUAAAUUCAGUAGCACACUAUGGACUGAAAGGAUAAUUAUCUAAGUUAAUUACUAGAAGCCUUUUUUUUUUUUUACGUAAAAUAUUUUUUUUUUUUUGGUUUUUUUUUUUUUUUUGUAGUUGGCAAAUGUGUUCUAUUGGGCAGGACAUGUAAAAUAACUUACUGAAAAUUGAUGAAUAAGUUAUUUUUAUUAACUUUUAAUAUA